Molecule: messenger RNA, 2138 nt
Organism: Corticium candelabrum
Lineage: Eukaryota; Metazoa; Porifera; Homoscleromorpha; Homosclerophorida; Plakinidae
Product: heat shock 70 kDa protein 12A-like
Exons: 3
Coding region: 115-1887 (590 amino acids)
Molecular function (GO): ATP binding; ATP-dependent protein folding chaperone
Source: RefSeq, a predicted model, not a curated record
AUUGCCUGCUGUAGUAGCGUCACACAGUCAUCUAGAUCUGCACCGAUCACACAUCUUGUGGCUGACUAUUAUCGUGAACGGAACCUCUAGUAGGCCUACUGGCAUCCUACAACGAUGAGCGAGGGGAGUGCCUCGACCUCAACGUCACACGGAGAUCUGGACUCGAGUCGGUCAGUGAAGCUGGUAGUUGCAGUUGACUUUGGAACAACCUACAGUGGAUAUGCGUUUUCUAUUGGGAGCCAUCGCACCAUCUACAUGAUGAAGAAACCGACAGGAGGUGCAGGGGACCAAAAAAUUCCAACGUGUUUACUGCUAGAACCUGACCUUAAAUUCCAUUCCUUUGGAAAAGGCGCCCAAUAUCAUUACUACAACGAGUUGGAGGAAGCAGAGCAGCACGAAUGGCUUUACUUCGACAGGUUCAAAAUGAGUUUGCAUUCGUCCAAGUCCUUGAACAGAGACAAGACGCUGAAAGCUGCGUGCGGGAGAGAAAUUCUGGCUCUCACUGUGUUUGCUCGGUCCCUCGAGUUCUUCAAAGACAACGCUUUGGAGGACAUCAAUGCAGCCUCAGCAACUGAUUUUCGCUUGCACGAAGUGACCUGGGUUGUGACUGUACCAGCAAUAUGGGAAGAACCGUCUAAGCAAUUUAUGAGAGAAGCAGCCUACAUGGCUGGAAUGGCAGAUAGCGCUAAACCUGAUCAACUAAUCAUUGCUUUGGAGCCUGAAGCAGCAUCUCUGUACUGUCGUCAGAUGGAAAUGCUUGAAAGAAAUCUAUCUGGUGCUGCUGUCCUUGGACAAUUGAAGCCAGAGACAAGGUACAUUGUUGCAGAUUGCGGAGGAGGAACUGUUGAUUGUACAAUUCAUGAGAUUACAGAGAGAAAACAUAUAAAAGCUUUGCAGCCGCCUAGUGGAGGACCUUGGGGAGGAACAGAAGUUGACAAGAACUUUGAAAAUCUAUUGGCAAAUAUUUUUGGGUAUGAAUAUUUGCAGCAAUUUAAACUGAAGGAACCUGCUGAAUGGGUUGAUUUGAUAUCAGUGAAUUUUGAAAACAGUAAAAGGGAUUUUAGUCAAGGUCGUUCUCCACCGGCUAUUCGAAUUGAUGCACUGAUUAGGUUCCUCAGAGAUGAAGGGCAGCAAGCUGAUCAAAUGGUGAGAGAUUUUGCAAACCAAAAUGUCACUCUUCGACGAGGUGCAUUGCGCCUUACUAAGGAGGAAGUAACUGCACUCUUCACACCAGUGGUAAACAAGAUCAGAGAUCAUAUUGUGUCAAUGGUACAGAAAAUCAAUGGUCUCAAAUAUGUAGUCAUGGUAGGUGGCUUUUCAGAAUCAAGUUACCUUGCACCGGUCAUCACAGAAACUUUUAAAGAACAAAUUCCAGUAAUUGUUCCCCAUGAUGCAAGGCUGGCAGUUGUGAAAGGCGCCGUAUUGUUUGGUCAAAAUCCCAAUGCAAUCUGUGAGAGACGUGCAGCCAACACUGUUGGGAUUGGUACAACACAGCCAUUUAUUGAGGGCUAUCAUCGUCCUACAUUUCGCAUUUCUGGGCUUACAGCCGAAGAGGAUUUGUGUGACAAUGUCUUUGAAACAUUUGUGCAAGCUAAUGAUGCCGUAGAAGUUGGUAAGAGUGUGCAAAAGUCAUUUAGUCCAAGCUUUGAAAGGCAGAUGGAUGCACUUGUUGACAUCUACUUUUCACCAAACAGGGAUGUAGCAUACACAACUGAAGAAGGAGUUUCACACAAAGGUGAGAUGUUGGUACCCCUUAAUGGAUGUGGAUUAGAUAGAGAAGUCAAGAUCAGUAUGUACUUUGGAGAAUCUGAGUUCAAAGUUACUGCAAGUGAUGAAACUGGAAGGAGGAAACAAGUGACCGUCAACUUUUUGGGUAGAUACAAUUAGAGCAUAUUGCACACAUAUUUCAUCAGUAUACUGCAGAAUGUCCAUCACACAAGAAACUCAAUGUAUGUCAUUUAUUUGCUGUUAUAUGCGCUAGAAAGUACAAACCAAUGUUCUUGGGAUUACAUAGCUAAUAGAUAGAUAGGUAGAUAGGUUUAUUGGAUAUCAUGUAAAUUUUCUAGAUAGGUAGCUAAUCAACGUAUGCAUUUUGAGCCAAGAUGGUAUUGACACUAAAAAUGUAUGACUUCCGUUCA